This is a messenger RNA of Spirodela intermedia, 644 nucleotides long. NCBI's taxonomy places the organism in Eukaryota, Viridiplantae, Streptophyta, Magnoliopsida, Alismatales, Araceae. The record is from the annotation of a GenBank genome assembly.
AUGAGAAGAGGGGAUCUAGGGGAGGAAGAUCGUAUUUUGGAGAGGCGGGGAACCCCCUCAAACAUUGUUCCCAUACUUCACCUUUCUUUCCCUCUUCUUUCCCUUUUCGUCUAUGUUAUCUGAAGAGACUGUUCAUCCCGUUGUUUUGUCUCUCGUCACUGAUGAGAGCCCGUGAGUUCAAUACUAGCAUUUUGUCUCUCCUGUUUUUGUCCAGAUUUGAACCUCCCAUAGAGGAUCGUAGCAGAAUUACACGACAGGCAAGCACCACCUAUAAAUAAAGGGCUCUUAAAAUGGAAGUUUCAUCCCCUCCAAAAUUAAAAAGGAAACUUUCCAAACUCUUUCCCCCCAUCUCAAUCACAUCUUCAGCACACUGAUAUAUAACUGGACGAAAUACCUUAUUGCUCCCUAACCAAAUACAGCAAAGACCACCUGCUGAGAUACCAACAUUAUGCACCCAUUAAACAGGUCACGCUUAAACUAGGAACGAAUGAAUAUCAGUCAAGUAACAAAAUGGAACUUCAAAAAACAAACGAAUAUGCAACAAGCAAAGGCUGCAGCAUUGAGAUAUAAAUUAAACAAGAAGAAAUUAGAAGACAAAAGGUAUGGUGAGCCACAGAAUCAAAUUUAAAUUAAGAUGGUCAUGA